Messenger RNA from Loxodonta africana (African savanna elephant), 3583 nucleotides. Its product is annotated as cytochrome P450 2C23-like. Lineage: Eukaryota; Metazoa; Chordata; Mammalia; Proboscidea; Elephantidae. The record is from RefSeq and is a predicted model, not a curated record. The transcript is spliced from 9 exons. Gene Ontology annotation, biological process: xenobiotic metabolic process. Gene Ontology annotation, cellular component: intracellular membrane-bounded organelle; cytoplasm. Bases 1625 to 3109 code for a protein of 494 amino acids. Gene Ontology annotation, molecular function: iron ion binding; oxidoreductase activity, acting on paired donors, with incorporation or reduction of molecular oxygen, reduced flavin or flavoprotein as one donor, and incorporation of one atom of oxygen; heme binding.
GGGAGGGGUGGGGAUGGAAAAACACUUAAUAGACAAUAGAUAAGUGGAGAACUUUGAUGAAGGGUAAGACAGUACACAACACCGGGGAAGUACAAGGCAAGGUCAUGGUAGCGCCAUAAAAAAAAAAAAAAAAAAAAACCAUACACACAUCCAAACUCCCUGAGGGACUGAAUUGCUGGGCUGAGUGCUGUGGGGACCAUGGUCUCAGGGAACAUCUAGCUCAAUUGGCAUAACAUAUUUUGUGAAGCAUAUGUUCUACAUUCUACUUUGGUGAGUAGCAUCUGGGGCCUUGAAAGCCUGUGAGCUGCCACCUAUGAUACUCCACUGGUCUCACCCCUCCAAGAACAAGAAAGAAUGAAGAAAAUUAAGAUACAAGGGAAAGAUUAGUCCAAAGGACUAAUGGACCACAUCUAUCAUGGCCUUUACCAGACUGAGUCCAGUAAAACUAGAUGGUGCCUGGCUACCACCACUGACUGCUCUGACAGGGAUCACAAUAGUGGGUCCCGGACAGAGUUGGAGGAAAAUGUAGAACAAAAUUCUGACUCAAAAAGAAAGACCAGACCUGCUGGCCUGGCAGAGACUGGAGAAACCCUGAGAGUAUGGCCCCUGGACACCCUUUCAGCUCAGUAAUGAGGUCACUCUUGAGGUUCACCUUUCAGCCAAAGAUUGAACAGACCCAUGGAACAAAACAAGACAAAAGGGGUUCACCAGUCCUGGGACAGGGACUGGAAGGCAGGAGGGAACGGGAAAGCUGGUAAUAGGGAACCCAGGGUUUAGAAGGGAGAGCACUGACAUGUCGUGGGGUUGUUAACCAGUGUCAUAAAAUAAUGUGUGUACGAACUCUUCGAUGAGAAACUAGUUCUGUAAACCUUCAUCUAAAGUACAAUUAAAAAAAAAAAAGAAAAAUAGUAUGCCAGGUGAAAGAAGCCAGUCACAAAAGGCUACACUAGGGCACUGCUGCCCUUGCCCUUUAUAUAAAUAUCAUCCUGGUUGUUGUGCUAAGGGAUACGUGAGUGCAGUCUAAUAUGCAAAUCUGUUUGAUGUAAAUAGUCUGUAGGAAAUACAGAGAGGUGACUCUGAAAUGAGAGAGAAAUAAUGAAAUUGCAACUGUCUAAUGAAGAAUUUUAGCGCCAAAUAGAUUUUUAAUGUUUGCUAUAAUAAGUAAUAGAAACCACAGUAGCCUUUUAACUGAUGGGAGACAAGAUAAAAUGAUGUUUACGUAGGACCACUGUGACAACUCUGUUUAUGACACAUAUUUGCAGAUCUGAGGCUAUGUGAUCAGCCAUUUUUGCCAACUUGUGAACAGCUUCAUAAUCUCAUGAAAAAUAAAGUACAGCUUUAUAUUUAAUGAAUCAUCAGUUGAAAGAAAAAAAUUACUUGUAACGGAAAUGCUUAGACACUCAAAGGGAUAAAAUUGCAGAUUUUAAGAAUGAGAGAAGGGAAAGCUAUGAUCCUUAAUAUCAAGCUUCAACAAAGCAAAUAAACCCAGAAUCAGUUCCAGUUGGUUGACUCCAAGGAGAGUGUAAAAACUCAGAACAGCCUUUGACCGGCAGGGCACAUCUCACAUAUAAACGUUUGUUUUUGAACAGGCAGCCUGGACAGUUCCUAACAUCUAGUGGCUGAAAUGGAGCUGCUGGAGAUCACUACUCUUGCCCUUGUGAUUUGUAUCACUUGCCUGAUUUUCCUUUUGGUGUGGAGGAAAAGUCACAAAAUGAGAAGGCUCCCCCCUGGCCCAGCUCCCCUUCCCAUCAUUGGGAAUAUGCUACAACUGAACCCUAAGGACAUCCCUGGUUCCCUCUGCAAGCUCGCUGAGGAGUAUGGCCCGGUCUACACCCUGCACAUUGGACCCCAGCUCACAGUGGUCUUACAUGGAUAUGAGGCAGUGAAGGAAGCUCUGAUUGAUCAGGGUGACGAAUUCCUUGGCAGAGGACCUAUGCCAAUUAUUGAGGAUACCCUAAAAGGAUAUGGAAUCGUUUUCAGUCAUGGAGAGAGGUGGAAGCAAAUGCGGAGGUUCUCCCUUAUGACCCUGCGGAACUUUGGAAUGGGGAAGAGAAGCAUUGAGGAGAGAGUCCAGGAGGAAGCCCGAUACCUUGUGGAGGAGCUCAGGCAAACAGAGGCUCAGCCCUUUGACCCCACCUUCGUCCUUUCCUGUGCUCCUUGCAACACGAUCUGCUCCAUCCUCUUCAGUGAGCGUUUCCAGUAUACUAAUGAGAAAUUCCUCUACCUGAUGAACUUGUUAAAUGAAAAUUUUAGACAGAUAAACUCUCCAUGGAGCCAGAUGUACAAUCUCUGGCCAAGACUCAUAAAACACCUCCCUGGACAGCACAGAGCAUUCUCAAAAAGGUCUAAAGAUCUUAAGUAUUUUAUACUGGAAAAAGUGAAGGAGCAUCAGGAGUCUCUGGAUCAUAAUAGCGCUCGGGACUACAUUGAUUGUUUCCUCAGCAAGAUGGAAGAGGAGAAAAACAACCCGGAGUCUGAGUUUGAUAUGGAGAACUUGGUCACCUGUGCAUCUAAUUUGUUUGCGGCGGGAACAGAGACACUCAGUAACACCCUGAGAUUCGGACUCCUGCUCCUGAUGAAACACCCUGAAGUGGAAGCCAAAGUUCAUGAAGAAAUUGACAGUGUGAUUGGACGCAACCAAAGCCCAUGCAUGAAGGACAAGAUGAAGUUACCCUAUACAGAGGCUGUGUUGCAUGAGAUACAAAGAUUCAUCAACCUCCUUCCUUCUAACUUGCCCCAUGCUGUGAUCCGGGACACAAAAUUCAGACAAUUCGUCAUCCCCAAGGGUACGACCGUAUUGCCACUACUGUCUUCAAUCAUGUUUGAUUGCAAGGAGUUUCCCAACCCAGAGAAGUUUGACCCAGGCCACUUUUUAGAUAAAAAUGGCAGCUUCAAGAAAACAGAAUAUUUCGUGCCUUUUUCCCUUGGAAAACGGGCCUGUGUUGGAGAGAGCCUGGCCCGCAUGGAGCUGUUCCUGUUCUUCACCACCAUUAUGCAGAACUUCUCCUUGAAGCCCCUAGUUGAGCCAAAGGAGCUAACCAUCAAACCUGUUGUUACUGGGCUUCUCAACAUCCCACCACCUUAUAAGUUAUGCUGUAUUCCUAGAUAAAAGAAGAACUUUUAUCUUUUGAUCAUUUGCAUUGUAAAUCAAAGCAAUUGCUUCCCCCCAUUAGAAAUUUAUUACAAGUCUGUCUCUUCAUUGUAAAUACUGUUUAGGACAGAAAUACUACUCACAAAAAACAUGAUGAACAUUUGUUUAAAUCUAUAAAUCCCUUGACAAAAAUGACUGGGCUCUGAAAAGCCCAAGGGUACAAACAUUAUUCUCAUAGUCUUUACUGUACUUUUUAGGCAGAGGUCCCCAGGCUAAGAAAAAUUCCACUGCCUCAAGCAGUUUGCUUGGCCUGCCCUGCAACUUUGCUUUAGAAUCUUAGUUCCUUUGCUUGGCCUGCCCUGUAACUUUGCAUUAAAAUCCUUGUAAUGCAUGAAGUUAUAUGUAAUCCCCGUUGCCCCUGCAUAGCAUGAUUAAGAAUGUUGCUUAUGGAACUUGUAUGAACUCCCCGCUUGUAAACCCCUUAAAAAUAAC